Molecule: messenger RNA, 715 nt
Organism: Gossypium raimondii (Peruvian cotton)
Lineage: Eukaryota; Viridiplantae; Streptophyta; Magnoliopsida; Malvales; Malvaceae
Product: receptor-like protein Cf-9
Exons: 1
Coding region: 82-636 (184 amino acids)
Molecular function (GO): protein binding
Source: RefSeq, a predicted model, not a curated record
AGACUGUAACACCAAUGUUGUGGUAUUAUUUGUUGCCUAUAAAUACCAUCCCUAUCCUCCAUCUUCCUCUACAAACAGAACAUGGCCUCCUAUCUCUUUCUCUGCCUAUGCCUCUUCUUUCCCCAUCUUUAUGCUUCUUUUUCUUCUUCAGGAUCUCACUCCUGCUCUUCGCUAAUCCAGUUUAAGGACUCUUUUUCCAUAACAGAGGAUGCUUCUUCUUAUUGCGAUGAGAUUGCUGGCCUUCAAUCUUAUCCCAAGACAAAUUCAUGGAAGGAGGGUACAGAUUGCUGCUCAUGGGAUGGGGUCACUUGUGACCACCUAAAUGCUCAUGUUAUUGCCCUUGACUUGAGCUGCAGUUGGCUAUAUGGCAACUUCCCUUCCAAUACCACUCUCUUUCUUCUUCCUCACCUUCAAAAACUCAACCUUGCCUACAAUGACUUUAAUCUUUCCAAAAUUCCAUCCGAGUUCAGUCGGUUUACAAGCCUAUUCUACCUCAACCUUUCUUAUACAGAAUUUGCAGGAGAAGUCCCAUCCCAAGUCUUCACCUGUCAAAAUUGGUUUCACUUGAUCUCUCCGGUCCGGCUUAUGAAAGAACAAUUGACAAACAUGCUCUGGAGGGACUUGUUCACAACCUAACCGAGGUCAGGCAUCUGUUUUUGGAUGGAAUCAACAUGUCUUCUGUUAAUGCUCAUGUCUUUAUGAAUCUAUCCUCUUC